GGGGAGGGGGGGGGGGGGGGGGCGGUUACUGGUUUCGGAGGAUCCGGGGACCAGGUGAGAAUGUCGGCCCAGGUUCGACUGAAGAGGCUUGAGCAGCUGCUCCAACAAGAGACGGGGUUCGUGAGUUUCGAGACUCUGUUGGACCUGCUGCUCUGCCUCUACACAGAGUGCAGUACCAGCGCCUCCCUCAAGAGGGAGAAGCAUAUAUGCGACUUCCUGCAGUGGGCCAAACCCUUCACCACCACAGUGAAGGAGCUGCGUCUGCACAGAGAUGACUUUGAGAUGUUGAAGGUGAUUGGACGAGGAGCCUUUGGGGAGGUUGCCGUGGUGAAGAUGAAACACACAGAGAGAGUUUUUGCCAUGAAGAUUCUGAACAAGUGGGAGAUGCUGAAGAGGGCAGAGACGGCGUGUUUUCGCGAGGAGCGUGAUGUCCUGGUGAAGGGUAACAGUCCGUGGAUCACCAGACUUCACUACGCCUUCCAGGACGACAACUACCUGUACCUGGUCAUGGACUACUACGUGGGCGGAGACCUGCUGACUCUGCUCAGUAAGUUUGAAGAUCGUCUUCCAGAGGACAUGGCCCGGUUCUACUUGGCUGAGAUGGUCCUGGCCAUCCACUCCAUCCACCAGCACAACUACAUCCACAGAGACAUCAAACCCGACAACGUCCUGCUGGAGGUCAACGGUCACAUUCGUUUAGCCGACUUUGGAUCCUGUCUGCGUACGCUGGAGGACGGCACGGUGCAGUCCUCCGUUGCCGUGGGAACACCCGACUACAUCUCCCCAGAGAUCCUGCAGGCCAUGGAGGACGGGAUGGGUCGCUACGGUCCAGAGUGCGACUGGUGGUCUCUGGGGGUCUGCAUGUAUGAGAUGCUGUACGGUGAAACCCCCUUCUACGCCGAGUCCCUGGUGGAGACUUAUGGAAAGAUCAUGAACCAUGAGGAGCGUUUCCAGUUCCCGUCCCACGUGACGGACGUGUCGGAGGACGCCAAAGACCUGAUCCGACGCCUGCUCUGCCCGAGGGAAUGUCGGCUCGGUCUCAACGGGAUCUCGGACUUCAAGAACCAUGCGUUUUUCCGUGGCGUAGACUGGGAGAACAUCCGUUCUACCGACGCCCCCUACAUCCCGGACGUGUCGUCCCCCACGGACACCUCCAACUUUGACGUGGACGACGAUGUCCUGAAGAACCCGGACGGGGGUCACGUGACCUCUCACACUGGCUUUACGGGGCAGCACUUGCCCUUCGUGGGCUUCACCUUCACCUCGGACUGCUGCUUCUCAGAGCGCUGCCCACCACGGGGGGGUGGGGGCGAGGAGGCGGAGCUUUUCCAAAGGAGGAUACGCCUCCUGGAGGAGGAGAAGGAGGCGCUAGGACGCAGGCUGCAAGAGUCCACUUCUCCUCUAGGAGGAAGUUCAGGUCCAGGUCUGAGCCGAGACAAAGAGACAAAGAAACUGAACGAAGAGAUUGAACGAUUGAAGAAAAAGCUGGAAGACUCUGAUAGGCUGCAGCAGCGGCUGGAGGAGGCGGUGUCUCUCAGGCAGGACUCUGAAGGUUCUGAGUCCAAACUGAAGACCUUGGAGACACAGGUGAAGACACUGAGACAGGACAAGGACCAGGUCCACAAGCAGCUGGCUGACUCCUUGGAGCAUCUGCGCGUUCAGACCAAGGAGCUGAAGGAGGCGCACUCCCAGAGAAAGGCGGCGCUGCAGGAGUCCUCAGAACUGACAGAGAAGAUGUCGGAGCUACGCUCGUCCAAACAGCGUCUGUCCCGUCAGCUGAGGGACAAGGAGGACGAGCUGGACCUCCUCCUGCAGAAGGUGGAGGGGAGCAGGCAGGAGGUCCGCAGGGCCGAGAAGAGGAACAAGGAGCUGGAGGCUCGGUUGGACGACUCUAGGUCGGAGGCGUCCACAGAGAGGAAGUUGCGUGAACACAGUCAAGUUUAUGCCAAAGAGCUGGAGGCGGAGCUACAGCGCCUGAAGUCUCAGCAGGGUCAAGGAGUAGUCGCUGUGGGGGCGGAGUCUCAACAGGAGUUGAUGCAUUUGAAGGCGGAGCUUGAGAAGAAGGUGCUGUUCUAUGAGGAGGAGCUUCUGCGUCGAGACUCCGCCCACACCUUAGAGAUCAAAAACCUCCGCAAAGACCUGCAGGAAUCCGAGGGGGCGCAAGUGAGCUGCAACAAGGAGCUGCUGCAGCUGAGGGAGAAGCUGGACCAGGUCCGGAGAGACAGACAGAGGGAGGUGGAGGAGGUGGUGGCAGCUCUGAAGGAAAAACACGAACGGGAGAAGAUUCUCCUGACGCAGAAGAACCGCAAGAUGACGGCAGAGACUGAGAAGCUGUGCUCCUUUGUGGACAAACUCACGGCUCAGAACCGUCAGCUGGAGGAUGAGCUCCAAGAUCUGUCUUCCAAGAAGGAGGGCGUGGCCCACUGGGAGGCCCAGAUCGCUGAGAUCAUUCAGUGGGUCAGUGAUGAGAAGGACGCCCGAGGUUACCUCCAGGCUCUGGCCACCAAGAUGACGGAGGAGCUGGAGGUCCUGAGGAACUGCAGUCUGGGACCCAGAACCCAGGACCCACUGUGGAAGGUGCGGCGAAGUCAGAAGUUGGACAUGUCGGUGCGGCUGGAGCUGCAGUCGGCGCUGGACGCUGAGAUCAGGGCCAAGCAGUUGGUCCAGGAGGAGCUGAGAAAGGUCAAGGUCACCAACAUCAGCCUGGAGAGCAAAAUAAAGGAGGUGGAGGAAAGGAGCAGGAACCUAGAGGAGCAGAAGGAGAACCUGAAGAAGGAGCUGGAGGAGAAGCGCCGCCACUCGGACAAAGGUCUGAAGCUCCCAGACUUCCAGGACUCCAUCUUUGAAUACUUCAACACUUCACCUCUGGCUCCUGACCUGACCUUCAGGGCCGCAGACUUGGACUCCUCCCCGCAGAACCUGGAGACCACGCCCACUUCUCACGUCUCUGACUCUGAGGUGGUGGGGACUGUGUCCGUCCCAUCAGGCUCCCCCACCUCUGACCACAGCGCCACCCUGAGCCUGCCGAAGCCCAAGGCCCAUCAGUUGAGCAUCAAGACCUUCUCCAGUCCAACACAGUGUUGUCACUGCAGUGCCCUCAUGGUGGGGCUAAUGCGCCAGGGCUUUGCCUGUGAAGAGUGCUCCUUCAUCUGCCAUGUGACCUGUAAAGACCACGCCCCCCAACUCUGUCCAAUCCCAGCAGAGCAGGCGAAGAGGCCGCAGGGCAUCGAUGUCCAGCGAGGCAUCGGUACCGCCUACAAGGGUUAUGUCCGGAUCCCGAAGCCCAGCGGCGUGAAGAAAGGCUGGCAGCGAGCCCUGGCCGCGGUCUCCGACUGUAAGCUCUUCCUCUACGACGUUCCAGAGGGGAAGUCCACGCAGCCAGGAGUGGACGCCGCCCUGGUUCUGGACCUGAGGGACGAAGAGUUCUCCGUUAGCUCCGUCCUCGCCUCAGAUGUGAUCCACGCCACCAGGAAGGACGUUCCCUGCAUCUCUCUGGUGACCUCCUCUCAGCUGAUGGCCCAACUGUCCUCGGUGUCACUCCUGGUUCUGGCUGAGAGUGAGGUGGAGAAAAGGAAGUGGGUCAGAAUCCUGGAGAGUCUUCAGAACAUCCUGACCAAGAACCUCCCGAAGAACCGUCCGGUCCACGUCCUGCAUCAGGCCUACGACGCCUCGCUGCCCGUCAUCAAGACCACCCUGUCAGCAGCUGUUCUGGAUCCGGAGCGCAUCGCCCUGGGAACGGAAGACGGACUGAUAGUGGUGGAAGUGACCAGAGACGUGAUCGUCAGGGCGGUGGACAGUAAGAAGGUUCAUCAGGUCGAUCUGAUCCCAAAAGAGAAAAUCGUUGCUUUGCUCUGUGGUCGAAACCGUCACGUCCACCUCCACCCGUGGGCCGCCCUGGAGGGGGCGGAGCCUGUUUUUGACAUCAAACUGACCGACACCAAAGGCUGCCAGGCUCUGACCACCGGGGUGCUGCGGCCCGGAGGCCCCUCCUGUUUGCUAGCUGCUGUNCGCCCCCUCCCUGUUCCUGAACCUCGGCUCUCGUCUGCUCUGCUCCAGGUCCAGUGUUACGAGAUCGUACCGACCCGACCGCACCAUCGGCGGCUGUGGGAGGUGCAGGCGCCGGGUGUCGUACAGUGGCUCGGAAUGAUCUGGGAACGUCUCUGCAUCGGGUAUCCGUCUGGUUUCGCUCUACUUGCCCUGCAGGGGGAGUCGUCCCCCGUCAGUCUGGUCAGUCCCAAAGACCCGUCUCUGGCCUUCCUGUCCCAGCAGCCUCUGGACGCCCUCCACGCCCUGGAGGUGGGGGCCACUGAACUCCUGCUGUGCUUCAGUCAACUUGGCGUCUACGUGGACCAACAAGGACGGCGCUCCAGGACCCAGGAGCUGAUGUGGCCCGCCACGCCACACGCAUGCACUUCAAACUCCUCCCACCUGUCGGUCUACACCGACUACGGGGUGGACAUCUUUGACAUCCACACCACGGAGUGGGUCCAGACCAUCUCCCUGAGGAAGAUCCGACCUUUGAACGUUGAAGGAACCUUGAACCUGCUGAGCUCAGAACCUCCACGACUCAUCUUCUUCAGCAACUUCUCCUCAGAGUCCGUCCUCACCAUCCCGGAGACCUCGGAGCAGAGCAGGAAGUUGAUGGUCCGAACCCGCAGCAAGAGGAAGUUCCUCUUCAAAGUUCCUGAGGAGGAGCGUCUGCAGCAGAGGAGGGAGAUGCUCAGGGACCCGGAGCUCAGGUCCAGGAUGAUUUCAAAGCCCACCAACUUCAAUCAUGUGGCCCACAUGGGCCCCGGGGACGGGAUGCAGGCGCUCAUGGACCUGCCUGUGGUAAACACACCUUCUCCUCUAAGCCCCGCCCCCUCUCCUCCCCCCUCUCCCUUCUCCUCCCCUCACACCUUCAUCUCUUCUCCCUCCAACUUUGAGCACAUCUAUCACAUGACCCCGGUGUCGGCCGAUGCUUUCAUGCAGAAAGACUCCUCCUCCUCCUCCUCCUCCUCCUCCUCGCAGCAGAGCCUCCUGCAGCCUUUCUCUUCCUCCUCCUCCUCCUCUUUCUCCAUGUCCUCUCUGGGAAGGAGUGUGACAUCAUCUCAAGACGACCCCAUCACAGAUAAGCCCCGCCCUCUUUCCAGUAUUUCUCGCCAGCAGAGAAAAAUACACAUCACACGCACAACUUCAGAUUUUGGGAGUGGACCUUUGUCUCGGGAUGCAGAUCAGAAUGUGGACAAAGAGCUGGACUCAGACUCGACCAAACACUCGACUCCAUCCAACAGUUCGGCGCCCCCCAGUCCCAGCUCCCCUCACUGCAGUCAUGUGACCCUGGACAGUCUGGACUCUGAGCCCUGAGGUCCGGCCCACCCGGGUCACACCUCACAAAAGCUGGACCUAACGUUGGAUCUGAUUGGACAGUAUUUCUUCUGCUGCUUUUAGAAUGUGUUUAUAUUUGAACUGCUGCCACGCCCCUCCCCCAGGUCUAAGCCCCUCCCCUGCUGCAGCUGCUGUCUUGUGAUUGGCUGUGGGAGCAGACAGGAGGUAAAAACACUGAAUGAUUUGUUUGAAUCUUUACGUCACAUCAACUUUAAUGUUAUCAUAGAAGAAAAGUCUGGAAUAUUAUGUAAGAACUGAGGAGUGGGCGGAGUCAACACUACUGUUUGUAACAAAAUAAAAGAAUCUAAAAG
Molecule: messenger RNA, 5678 nt
Organism: Cynoglossus semilaevis (tongue sole)
Lineage: Eukaryota; Metazoa; Chordata; Actinopteri; Pleuronectiformes; Cynoglossidae
Gene: cdc42bpb
Product: CDC42 binding protein kinase beta (DMPK-like)
Exons: 37
Coding region: 61-5346 (1761 amino acids)
Biological process (GO): actomyosin structure organization; peptidyl-threonine phosphorylation
Cellular component (GO): cytoplasm; cytoskeleton
Molecular function (GO): ATP binding; protein serine/threonine kinase activity
Source: RefSeq, a predicted model, not a curated record